Molecule: messenger RNA, 1146 nt
Organism: Corticium candelabrum
Lineage: Eukaryota; Metazoa; Porifera; Homoscleromorpha; Homosclerophorida; Plakinidae
Exons: 3
Coding region: 48-1028 (326 amino acids)
Biological process (GO): protein transport
Cellular component (GO): early endosome membrane
Molecular function (GO): protein binding; phosphatidylinositol phosphate binding
Source: RefSeq, a predicted model, not a curated record
UUGCUUUAUUUGCAAAUGCGAGAAGUUCAGACCUUGGGAGCUCUCCAAUGACUGCAGAAAACGCUACCGAAGUUGACGAUUUAUUAGAAGAUGAUGGACCUAGUUUUCCGGCGUAUGGAAGGUUAUCAUUUCAUUGCGACCCAUCGGAUAAUAAUACAGACGAAGAACAGUCGACUAGGAGCGGUCGGUCAUCCUCAUCCUGCUCUCUGAAUGGGUUGCAUUCGUUUGAACAAGGCGAAGAGCCAGAUGGUGGCAAUAAACAUGUCGAAGAAUUCCAUAUUGUCGACCGCACUGCUGACGCAAUACCACUUCACUUUGCUCCCAAAAUCGUAGGAGCAGCCAUCGUCGGCGACAUCAAGCAUUAUGUAGAAUACACAAUACUACUGAACUAUAAUGGACAUGAUCUCAAUAUGUCAGACUGUGCUAUUCGACGGCGCUUCUCUGAUUUUUGUUCAUUGCAUGUAUCACUAUUGAAACAUCAUGACAGCCACAUGACUGGCAUAGUUCUUCCACCAAAAGUUUGGUUUGGAAACUUAAGUCCCAGUCUCAUUGAAAAGAGGAGACAAGCGUUAGAAGUAUAUCUUGCAGCUAUUACAAGCAAUAUUAUUCUCAGGCAGAGUCAGCCAUUUGUAAGUUUCUGUUCGUACAAGGAAGUCUCUCAGGCAUCUGCUAUGACCAAGGCCAUGAACUAUGAGCAAGCACACUGUCUGUUUCAGAAAGCAUUUAUAGCACAAAGUGAGCUGCUGGGAACAUCUCAUCCUAUUGUGGUGGAAACUUGUUGCUAUUUGGCUGCUGUCAAUUUUCAACGAGGUUUGUUGGAAGAAGUGGCAAGGUACAGUGAAAUGGCACUCAAAGUCCUAGAGAGAGAAAACCAUUGGAUGUGGCUUCCUCCGCUUGUAAGGCUUAUGAUAAGAACAUACAGAGGCUUGGAUAGAGUAGCUGAUGCAACACGAUUAGAACUCUGGUUAGGGCAACUGAGGACGUCAGCAUAUGAAAAAAGUCUACUGCAACUUGCUGCUGAUAUAUAAAACAAUUGCUUCAUUUGUUGGAUUAAGUUUUCUAUACACUUUGAAUUACAGAUGACGUAUAGUUUUUUAUUUAUUAAUUAGGAGUCCAAUUGUAAUUAACAACUUUGUUUGGCUGUUG